UUGAAGUACUAGUCCAUAGAAAGGAUUUACCUUUCUUAAUCAUAAACUAGGGCGACUAUUGCGCCCACCCACGCACCAGAUCACAAGAAUCAGAUUCCCAGCUUGCUUCGACCUGGACCGGACCUGGUCACACACUCUCCCCAUUCAACGUCGUCGUUUACCAAAUCCCUAAAUUCAAUUCAAUUCAAUUCAAUUCAAUUCAAUUCAAUCAUCUUGUAUGUUAAUCCUUCCUUCAUCAAUCGCAUCGCUUCACACACCCAAUUCCCCCUGCCAUGUCCGCGUCGAUUUCUAGGGUUUCACGCCUCAUCCUCCUCAUCCUCUCCAUAUUCUCAUUCACCAAUUCUCCAGGUUUGGUGUUAUCUGCAGUGGUCACGCUGAGUUCCCUUGAGAUAUUUACAACGCAUGAGUGGCUAAGAGCUACUCCAUCUGUCUAUUUUCGAUGCACUGGGGACAAUAAAACCGUGUUGCCUGAUAUUAAGAAACCCCAUGUUUUGUAUACUUUCAAGGGUGAAGAGUCUUGGCAGCCUUUGACUGACUUCCCUAGUAAAAAGUGCAAGCGAUGUGGAUUGUAUGAGAAAGACCCCAUUCUUUCAGAUGAUGUGUUUGAUGAGUGGGAGCUGUGUCCUUCUGAUUUUGCCGCCCCUGAUGGAAAAUACAGCCUCUUCAAGGAGAAAGAAUUUAAUGCUACUUUCCUCUGCCCAGAGUGCUUAACUCUUCCUGGUGUUGCUGUCCCUGCGCCUGAAGGGAAUCGUGAUAAAAAAGGAAUGAAUGUAGCUCUUGUAAUCUUGCUGGUUGUUUUGGUCUCAGCUAUACUGAUCCUGGCAAUGAUGGGUGCAUAUAAGUACUGGCAAAAGAAGAAGAGAGAGCAAGAUCAAGCUCGGUUUUUGAAGUUAUUUGAAGAAGGAGAUGACCUUGAGGAUGAGCUCGGGCUGGGCACUAUAAUAUGAUAGCAAACAAAUACCCUCUUGUACAGUAGGUUUUCCUUACACAAUUUUGUUUAUGAAAAAGAAUGAGAAAGGAUUUUCUGGUAAAUGAUGUGCUACUUUGACGAUGAGAUAGUUGUCAAGGUGGAUAGCAAUGUGUUAUUGUUCACAUUCA
Lotus japonicus is the source of this 1098-nucleotide messenger RNA. RefSeq lists its product as uncharacterized. Bases 273 to 947 code for a protein of 224 amino acids. The transcript is spliced from 4 exons. Lineage: Eukaryota; Viridiplantae; Streptophyta; Magnoliopsida; Fabales; Fabaceae. The record is from RefSeq and is a predicted model, not a curated record.